CGUGUACGUUUCAUUUUGACAGAAGCAGCUGUCAUCGAGUGGGAUCAGAAGGACGAAAAAUGGCGAUUUGGAGCUCGCUCGCACGUUCCGCUCAGGUUUCUGCCCAAUUUAGCGGCCUGCUGAAGAAUCCGGUGCUGCUGCAAGCAAGCAAAAAUGCACUGGUGCAGGCUCGCUCGAUGUCCGGCCACGGGCCGAAGAUGUUCACCAUCACGCCGUCGCGAUUCCAGUGGCACAAGUUUAAGGACAUGUUCCAUUACUACAUCAUGGUCGGCCUGAUUCCGGUCGUCGGCAUCAUCUUCUACGCCAACGUGUUUAUCGGCCCGGCUCAGCUGACGGAGGUUCCGGCCGACUACGAACCGAAGCACUGGGAGUACCACAAGAAUCCGAUCACGCGCUUCAUCGCCAGGUACAUGCUGAACAAUCCUCAGGAAGAUUACGAAAAGAUGCUGCACCACUUGUACGAGGAGAAUGAAAAGGCACAGAUGCUGGCGCUGGAGCAGAAGAUCCGCGACAAAAUGGCCGAGAGGAACGAUUACCAGUCGUACUACUACCGCCCGGCCAUCGGCAAGUACCAUCGGGUGGCCAAGGAAGCCGCCGAGCACCUGGAGUCGAUUCGCGGUGAUUAAUUUGGUGGGCAAUGCGUCGUAGAUGUUUGUAAAUUCGAUUAUUAAAUUCACUAAUAAGAUACAAA
Culex pipiens pallens (northern house mosquito) is the source of this 691-nucleotide messenger RNA. RefSeq names its product NADH dehydrogenase [ubiquinone] 1 beta subcomplex subunit 5, mitochondrial (gene ND-SGDH). The transcript has 2 exons. The coding region runs from base 60 to 626 and encodes 188 amino acids. NCBI's taxonomy places the organism in Eukaryota, Metazoa, Arthropoda, Insecta, Diptera, Culicidae. The record is from RefSeq and is a predicted model, not a curated record.